GCGUAAUGGCCGCCUCGUGCUUUGGCUCAACAAGAGCUGAACAUCGAAUUACAAUCAAGGAAAAUCUGAGGUGUUCAUUGACCAGCGCACGCAUUCGUCAUAAAAGGCCGCCACGGGGGGAAUGUUCUCGGGUGGGGGGGCCCAAACGUGACUUUGUGCUUCGGCGGAUUUAUCGAGUAUGGAUUUCAACAGCACGCUGACGGCUUAUCAGAUUGAUAUUCUCUCAAGCGUGUACUUGCUCUCAUUAACUCCCAGCGUGAUUGGCAGCUGUUCUGUGCUGGCGGUCUCCACGUUGAGAUGGCGACACCUCAAAGAGCAGGUGCAACUCCUGGUCCAGCUGUCCCUGGCGGACCUUGCGGCCGCCCUCGUCCUGAUGUUCACCAGCGCGAUUAACAAAGUCGCCGCCGACGACAACAACAACAACAAGGUGACAAUCUGCCAGUACGGCCUGCCUCUGUCACUGACGUUUUAUCUGAUCUCAUUCCUGCUGGUGGCCGUGUACGCAUGGAAGUCCAAAAAAACCAUCAAAGGAUGGAGAGCGACGGCAGCUGAGGAGGAGGGAAGGCAGAAUCGCCGCAGAAGUCCGCUGUUAUCUUUACCAGUCUACGUGUACGUGUGGUUGAUCCCGGCCGCCGUGUACUUAGCGUACGUGCUCACGCCUUUCAUCAAAACCACCCCGCUGAUUCCCGGCCCCCGAAGCGACACCGUCCAGGACCACGCUAAGUAUUGCACCAGUUGCAUUUUGUUCUUACACAUCUGGAUGGAUUCCUGCUCAGAUGCGGAGAUCAUCCACGACACCUUUAUGCGAGUCUUUCUGUUCCUGGUGGUGAUUCCCGUGACGUUGUCUUGCGCCGUCAUUUACCAUAAGGUGGGCAGAUGGUACGAAGAGCACCGGCAGGAAGCGCUUUUCCCAGUGGAAGGAGACGGGCGCUCCGGCAGGAGAUUGAAAAGCGUCUUCUCCACGUCCAGAAACAUGCUCGUGGUCAUUUUGUUCUGUUGGACACCAGCCCUGCUGGUGAUUUUGCUCUCAACCUUGAUGGCGUGGCCUGCCGUUGAGCAACGCAGCCUGUUCGCCGCCUACAUUAUACAGGCCGCCGGCGUGUCCUUGCAAGGCUUCCUCAACAGUUUGGCGUACGCGUGGGGCCGACCCAACUUUACGCGGGCCGUGCUGGGGGAGAGCACGCCCCUGCUGGCGUACAGACACACGGCUUUCUUUGACGAGUCGCUAAAGAGCGACGUCGGGCGUGAGAGCAAGACGUUUUUCCAAUGAGGCGGAUCUGAGGCUGGAAAGCAAGUAAAGACCAGACGGAGGAUGUGCAAAGACCGCUGCAGUGUUGGCUCGCUGAAACCGACGAGGUGCAGUUCAGUGAGAUGAAACAUCGUACAGUGACGCCUCGGUUCUCGACCAGAAUCCGUUCCAGAAAACGGUUGGAGGAGUGAUUUGUUCGAAAACCGAAUCGAUAUUUCCCAUUACAAUGAAUGGAAAAAAAAAACAACAACGUUCCGAGCCUAAAAAAUGAGGCUUUUUAAAGCAUUUUUCUUUAGCUUUUCCUGAUAAUUGACUGCAUAGUAGAAAUACAUGUACAGUUUAAAUACUUUAUAUGAUAAAAUAAUUUAAGAAAUCUAUUUAUUUUUUGCUUAAAAUGUAUGCUUUAGUGGUAGAGUACACUAGGGUGGGAGUGGCAUUGCCGUUUCUGUAGCGACUCGGCCCCCGGCUUUGUAAAUUAAAUUUUUUUUUUUUCAUAACAAAAGUGCAGAAUAACUUUAAACGAGCAACUUGCCUUCUUUGGAGCCACGAUUGGGCGUUGAUACGGUCGUCAUCGAUAAGAAGAAAAACAACAGUCACGACCGGGACACGUCUGUGUACAGAGGCUGCGUUGUACACAAUAACAACAUUUCCGUUUUUCGUUUUUUUUCAGGGGUGUUCGAAUUGACUGUAACAAAAGGCGUCGUGGGUGGGUCAGCUGGUCUGGCCGCGUGUGAUUUGUUAUUUCCGGGUUUUGUCAGGGGCGUUCGAAUAUCGAUUUUCGUUGGAAAACAGAAGCAAAAAAGUCUUGAAAUUUUCGUCCGAAAACCGAUUUGUUCGAAACUGGGAACGUUCAAGAACCGAGGCUUUACUGUAUUUUAAGGCAGCGGCGUAUUGGGCUACUGACACUUGAACAUGAAGGCAGACAUGUUCUAGUGUUGCAGUUCUAGUGGGUUGAC
Messenger RNA from Syngnathoides biaculeatus (alligator pipefish), 2205 nucleotides. RefSeq lists its product as uncharacterized. The transcript is spliced from 13 exons. Bases 179 to 1270 code for a protein of 363 amino acids. Gene Ontology annotation, biological process: adenylate cyclase-activating G protein-coupled receptor signaling pathway. Gene Ontology annotation, cellular component: plasma membrane. NCBI's taxonomy places the organism in Eukaryota, Metazoa, Chordata, Actinopteri, Syngnathiformes, Syngnathidae. Gene Ontology annotation, molecular function: G protein-coupled receptor activity. The record is from RefSeq and is a predicted model, not a curated record.